Messenger RNA from Podarcis lilfordi (Lilford's wall lizard), 20316 nucleotides. The record is from the annotation of a GenBank genome assembly. Lineage: Eukaryota; Metazoa; Chordata; Lepidosauria; Squamata; Lacertidae.
ACUCUUUCUCGUUUCCCUCGAAGAGAGAGUGCUGGAGCUGAGCGCAACCGGGCCAAGCGAGCUGCCAUCCAUGCUCAGCCUGCGUGGGGCUGAUGCAGCUGAGUGUUCAGUUGCUAGGGACCGAGUAGGCUUGGGAGCAAACGCGCCAGCUAGUUCCCAUGCAGGGAAUGGGGACCUUCCGGCUGGGGAGAAGGACUGUGAUGUACACAGUGGAAACCAUUCCCAAAGGGAAGAAUCGAGUGCUGGGGGUGAGUGACAGAACGGUGGGGGAGGCACUUUGGGGAGGGCGGUGAGCUGGGAUAUUGGGGGAGGAGGAGGAGGAGGAUGGAGAGGACUGGGGUGGAUUCCCCUGAAAUGGCAGCCGAUCUCCUAACUUAGGGGGCAGUGGUAUUCUAGAUCUCUCCUGUUUCUGAAUUAAGCAUGUGUGAGAGAAAGAGAGAGAAGCAGGACGGGGGGGUGGUGGAGAAACAUCAGAACGGCUAAUCAUUAUGGUCCCUUAAACUAACCUGGGAAUUUAUUAUGCCUCUCAGAUGAAAGGGAAUAGCUUUUUGAGAGCAGCUCGUUCUCAGGACGUGGUUUUGUGUAUGUGUGUGUAUUCAUAUGCUGAAUAUUCCCAAGGAGUAGUAACUAAAUCUGCAGCCAGAAAGGAGAGUGGGGAAAGAUCCUGCUGGUCGCUACCUCUAAAAUGCCCGGUGCCCUGGUGUGUGCUACACGGUUGCAGACUUCAGCAUCAAUUUUAGGCGAGGGGACAGAUGAGCAUUCGUGCCUCAGUACAUGAAGGAAGUGAGCAGCAUCGCUCUAGCAACACAGCACAAAAGGCAGAAAUAGGCAGUGGAACAUGAUCAAAUCCUAGCACCACUAUUUGCGAGAGAAAAUUGCUGUGUCCAUCACUGUUAGCUACAACAACUAAAUGGAGCCUUCAUGUUCAAAGGCAGUAUACCCCGUAAUGCCCGGUGUUGGGGACAGACAAGGGAGGGCCAUUGCUUUUAUGCCCUGCUUCUGCGUUUUCGAGACACAGUGGGCUGACUGCAAUUGCAAACAGAAUACUGGACUAGAUCGACCAUGGGUGGGGAACCUGUGGUUCUACAGAUCUUGCUAGACAACAGCUCCUUUCAUCCCUGACCAUUGGCAGCUGGAGUCCAUCAACAUCGGGGAAGUGGAGGCACAGGUGUCUAUCCUUGCAUCAGUCUGGUGGGGGAAAUUGGACCGUUUACAAACCUGACCUGGGGCCCUGAACACUAAUUCCAGAUAUGGUGUGUGUGUGUGUAGGUGUGAAUACUUUGCACAUGCCCAGAGGCCUUCUCCUCACUAUUAAUCCACAUACUCCUGCCAGAGCUCAGAACUAGCUUUUAAAAUGGGUUCCAUGGCUGAGUCUUGGUGAGUGGUGACUCAAAACAAGCCUUGGCACUGAUCCUAGAGGCAGAGUGAGUUUUUCAGCCUUGCCUUGUUCUGAAUGUUAAGAGCAGAGUCAGAACACUUUUGCAAUGGUUUGCAGAUAAUAAGGAGCAGCAGUACACCCUCCCCCCAGCAGCCUUCUCCCCUCUUUCCUUUCCUGCCUCUUUAUAGACUGAUGGAGGAUAGCAAGACAUAAGGCAACACUUUGGGGAAAGAGAAGGCUCUAGGGCCACAUUACUGAGUGGACCUGCUCAGUACAAUGUCUUUAUACAGCCCAGAUUCCAUGCCACUCUCUUUAUGCACAUGAAAAGGUUUCUUAUUCUGCAGUUGUAAGAAGACAAAAUGCAUGGGGCUGCCUUUAAGACAAUAGCUUAAGCACACGGCCAUAUCCGUUGGAAUCUGCAUAGAAAGUAACUGCUGUGUCUACUACACACUCACGUGUACUGGUCCUGCACAGGUUCAGAAUAAAUGAGAGUCCAGCACAUUUACAAAGGGAAAUCUCAUGUCUGAUUCGAUGCAUUAGUGCUACAGUGAAUUAUGAAAGCAUGGAAACAGACUUUUCCCUACCUUCUAAAAAUAGGUAUGCCGCUGUGCUGGGAUUUCCCAGACCAGCAACACCGACUCCCUUUAUGAACACAGCCCAGCUCCCAACCAGAGCGUGUGGGCUUGUGAGGCAACAGAUAUGCUAGAAGAGUGCUUUGGGUCACCACAAAAAUAGCCUCUUGUCAGAGGAACUGAUGUCAGCACACUGCUGUGCUAGGCUGCACCAUGCUGAAAAGAACCACAUUUACAGUGCAAUCCUACACAUGCCUACUAAGAAGUAAGUCCCACUGCAUUCAAUGUGGCUUAUUCCCAGGAAAGUGAGCAUGCGAUUGCAGCCCUACUCUUCCUGCCCAUCUGUUGGCACAAAUGCAAUUCAUACGGUGUGCCUUGUUCUCUCUUACCGAGCCGCACAAUCUGCACAAUUGCAUGGAAGCACAAAUGCACUGAGAUGAAGAUUAUGUUCAGAUAAAAAUGAGAGGCACACAAUUCCCCCCAGCUGACAGACAGACAGACAGACAGACAGACAGACAUUUAAAAAGUGGCUAGUAAAUAUCAGGUUAUUUGUAAAGCAAAUUCAGAAACCUUGAUCAGGGGUUGUCCCAGUCAAUUCUACUGUGUGUGGAGUAGAUGCAAGUGGUAAUCUCCUGUGGAUGGCAAAUUCUACUUGGUUUUGAGCCAGUGAAACUGAUGCUCUACCAAGUGGGACCUGAUUCACCAGCAGUGAAGAUGUGGCCUGGCCUGUAAUUUCACAGACACCUGCCAUUUUCACCAGAUAAAUCAGUAUAGUUCAACAGUGUCCUUUAACUUUGAAAAAGUGAUUUAGCGACUCUGAAGGUGUCAGACUUGUCACCUAGUGGCGCCUUUGCUUAUGCUCACGGUGUUGUUGUUUCUUACUUGUUACUGUGAGGAUAUCUAGCAGAAGAAAUAUUGUCCCCCCACCCCUAGAAACACUAUUCUCAUGUGCACCUUUCCCAAAGGUAGCCAAAGUGGUUCCCUCCAUAUAUUGUGGGCUACGAUUCCUAUCACCCCUGAUCAUUGGUCACAGCUGGCUAGGGCUGAUGGCAAUUGUAAUCCAUCGACAUCUAGAGGGAACCACUUUGACUAACUCAGCCCCAAUGUGUAAUGUUGUCAAUUAUCUUCUGACGGCUGCUACCUUCUUUACCUCCUUGCACCUGUCUAAGUUUUCCUGGCUCUUUUCCUUCAGCUGCUUGUCAGCCGAUGCCAGGACAGAAGAAUGGUCCUAAAACAGACUAGAUCCCAGAAGGCAGACAGGCACAAGCUUGGUGGUCCUUAAGAAUCCUUUUUGCUUCUUCUGCCUUUAAACAGGCUCCAAAUUGAAGCAUCUUCCACAUAUUAUGAUCUCUGAUCAGUGUCUACCCAGCUGACCAAAAUGCAAGAGGCUUAUGUUACAAUAUUGCUGCAGUUUCUUUGGCUGUAACAUGGUGGCAGUUUAUUCUUACCCAAACGGUAAAUAUUUGUACAACCAACAGCAAUUUGAGUUGAAAACUGGAUUUAACAGAGUCCUUUUGCACAUGCCUCACAAAAUCCAGAGCAGUGGCAGACCAGAUAAACAUGGUCCCCUGUGUACAGGCCAUGGCAAAAGAACACAUUUCAGUUGAUAUUCUCCAAUGCCUCGUUUAGAAUAGCCUUGUGUAAUUUAUGACCCAGCUAAACACAGCCCAUCAGUCAUAAAUUUCAGCCACCUCCCAUUUUUGCUGUGCCAGGCAGGUGGUAAAACCAGGAUGUUUGCAGAUAGAUAGAUAGCUGUGGCCCUAUCAUAAAUGGCUGGUGACCUGAAUCCAGCUUAUUUGAAUACAUUCUGCAUACAUCCUCUGUUAUCUCCCAUAAUCUGGCUGAUUCUGAGUUAACCAAAAGACCAGGAUUCAUUGCCUGCUGGGAGUCCUAGGAACAAUCCAAACAAUCAUCCAGCAGGAUUUGCUGUGGUCACGAACCCCCUCCUCCAAAUCUCACUUUCUCUUACUUGCUCAUGGGUGCACCUGGAUCAGCUCAGCCUGGCUUGGAGUAGAUUUUAGUGGGAUGUCCUCCUCCUCUGCCAACAUCUGAACAAUACGGAAGUGUUAAUUAGAGCAGAUUUUGUAAAUGUCAGCUUCCAUUUAGUUACCAGAUGACAUUAACUAUACUGGUGAACAGUCGGGAAGUCCUUAGGACAUAAAGAUCUCCUGAUACACAAAGUGAAAUGAAAUAGAUGAAAACUGUGAAGCACUUUCUCAGCAGAAAGAUGCCCUAGAACAUAAGGAAUAGUGAUCUUACCAUUAAAAAGAUCAACUCAGAAGAUUCUCUGGCGUCAGUCCUUCGAAGUUGGUGUAAUCAUUAAGGGGUGUGUGUGUGUGAAUGUUAAUUUAGUCCAUCAAGUGCCGAGUAUUAUUCCCCUGAUUGUUCCCACAGACCAUCCAGAUCAUGACUGGCUUCAUACACAUUAGCUUUGGGAUCAUUCUCAGCACCUUGACCAGUGUAUAUACCUCAUACUUUGUGUCUGGAGAGAUCCCCUUCUUGGGAGGAGCAUCCGUGAGUAUCGCACAUGGGACUGGACAAGCCCCCCUGGGAAGAUGGGGAGUGAGGUGGAAGAGCGAGGAAGGAAAGAGUGGAAAGAGAGUUGGCAUGCCCAGUGUGAGAAAGAGAUAGUAACAUCCCGGAAAGGGGCAUCAGCUAUUGAAGGAAAAGUUUGCAGAGCCAUCAGAAAACUCCCGGACUAGAGUGAUUUGCAGCGCAAUCCUAGUCUUGUCUACUCGGAAGUAAAUUCCAUUGAGUUCAGUGGAGCUUACUCCCAGGUAAGUGGGUGUAGGAUUGCAGCCCUAAUGGAGAUUUUAGGCAAUGCUGCGGAGGGAAGCCAUCAGAUACUCUCUUGGUUUAUAAUGACAACAGAGGUGAUGUUUUUUCAUCUUUCAAAAGUGUGUAAUCCAUUUUGAAACUCAUUAAGUGUUUUGCCUAAAAAUGUCCUUUAUGUUCAAAAAAAUAUGUUAUAAAUUUGGACUUCCUUGCCUCCCUCCCUCCCACCCUCUUCAGUUUUGUUUUGAAGUGUUCAGAAUUCUUCCCCCCCCCAUUAUAAUGUAUUGUUAGCGUAGUGCAACUAAAAAUGAAAACGUUUUCAUUUUGAGGAGAUGCCAAUUUACAUUUUAAAAAUCAAAAAUGAAAAUCAAACCAUUUCAGAUGCUCUCUUUCUCAUUCUAGAGAGCAAAGGCGUAAAUGAUUGUAUAUGUAAAGUUUGUGUUGUGCUGAAAUCCUUGGACUAAAUUCCUGGGGAUAAAUUUAGUAUUUUACUUCUGGGAAAUUUCAUGUUAGAGAAAUCUGACACUGUCUAGAAUGUGUGUGGUCCCCCCCCUUCACACAAAAUCUGUGCAAAACUUAAGCAAACAUGUCAAAAACUCCAAAGACACAAUGCCCUUUCUGCUGAAAAGUCUGUUUUACAUCUUGUCACCCAAAGAUGUCUUAUUUGGGUCUCCAUGCAGAAUUACACAGAAAUACAUGAACCCUCAGGUGCAAACUACCCGCUAUAUGAACAUGGGUUUAAUUAAUUCCUGACUAAAAUGAAAUGAAAAGCACUCUUGGAAGGCUUAAAUUUCAAGUUGGAAAAACGGGUGCUAAGCAGUAUGUGUGUGUACAAAAUCACCUGCCCUCACAGGUUUCCAGCAAGGCUACCAUUAGGCAAAGAGAAGAAGCUACUUCAGGCGGUGGAAGGGUUCAAGGUAGUGACUUCUACACCUGCCCUGCUGCCUCCACUACAGGUGAAGAAGUGGCUGAUUUCUGGCAAGAUCUUGCGAGAUUUUAGCAAGAUCUUGAGAGGUCUUGCUGGAACCUACUGUUGCUGCUGCUGCUUCACACUGCCACUGCACAACCUUGGUAAUAGAUGCUUAGGCAGGGGCAGUGGGGCACAGGCAGAGGUGGCAUUCCCCAUUUCUUCUCAAACAGCGAAACAGGAUGCCCUACCCUUGGUUUCCAGACAUCAAAAUGGGAUUUUUCUUCCCUCGGGGAAUAGGGAGAAAGCAGCUUUGGAAGGAGCAAUGUUGCAACAGAAAAUUAGCCAGCAAGGGAAGAGUGAAGCAUAACACCACCUUUGCUACUCCCCUCAAAAUCACAGCCUCCUGAGGCAACUUUUCAUUAAAACAAACAAACAAACAAACACUGAGCAGGGCUUCUUUACACACUGUUGUGUAACGUGUGUAGUUUUCCUGAGUCAUACAGUGGUACCUCAGGUUACAAACGCUUCGGGUUACAGAUGCUUCAGGUUACAGACUCUGCUAACCUGGAAGUAGUACCUCAGGUUAAGAACUUUACCUCAGGAUGAGAACAGAAAUCGCGCGGCAGCAGCAGUGGGAGGCCCCAUUAGCUAAAGUGGUACCUCAGGUUAAGAACAGUUUCAGGUUAAGAACGGACCUCCGGAACAUAUUAAGUUCUUAACCAGAGGUACCACUGUAAUUUGAAAUUAUGAACAUUAAACUACUCAAAAGAAGAUAUGCAGCAGUUCUGUCAAAUGUUAUACAGUAUAAGCUACUGUGGGUGGCAGCCUUAGAGAGAGGGACACCCUGCCCUUGUUCCUUAUGCCCCAGUCCGAAAGAUUGAAAAUUACAAGCACCUUCUGUAAAUAGGUUCAGGGGUUCAGGUCUGAGAGCCACAUUGGUCUUAUUUGGGGUUUGGCCUUAUCUGAGGGUAUUUUUUUUAGGAUAUUGUUACAUGCCACCUCAAUCUCCAAGUGGUGCGAGAUUUCAGGGGUUGGGGCCUGGAACAUAGAAUCAAUCACCAGGUGAUAGGCAGGUAUAAUUUCCACUGCAGCUGUCUAAAUUACAAUUUAACAGCCCUGAUUGUUGUACCAAAGGGUGGCUACAUUAUCUUAGAUAAUGUAGUGCCUGUCCACACUAAGUGACGGCAACAUCAACUCAUAGUCCUCUCUUCCAACAACAUGGAACAUGUAAAAGGGCUUUGGGAAUGUAAGACUGCAGAAUGGUAUAGCCUAUUAAACUUAGUUGUUGCAGUUCAUGCUGAAAAAACAACAGUAAUUUCAGAUUUUCAAUAACUGAAAUAAAGUGAAAACACACAGUCAUAUAAAAUGUUUCCAAGUCUCACGACUAGUUCUUUUUUUUACAUAAAAGAUAAAAUGUGCCUUCAACCCUAAGUUUUUUUAUAUAUAAAAGAAAUCUCUUUCUGUCUAUGGUAGAAUCAAGCAUUUGGUCUAUGGCAGAAUCAAGCAUCAAGCAUCACAUGACAAAAUGUCACCUCCAAAGCUUUGUAAAAGAUUAGCAAGUAUUUCACAUACAUAAACCUUGAAAAACCAAACCAAAGUGAGAUGGUUGUUGUGGUAUGGUUGGAAUUGUGAUUACAUAAAAAAUCCCAGUGAAUGUCUGUACAUUUGCCACCUAUUUUCCAUCUCCUGAGGCAACCAAAAUAACUUCAGUAUUAGAUAGUGAAAUCAUUCUUUUUGAAGGAGUGACCCUAAGACUUAGGAAGCAUAAAAAAGCAAUCUUUGUCUCUGGACAAUGGAAGUAUUUUUUAAAAGUCCAUUGACAGGCUAAAAGUUCAUUAGACCUGUGCAGGCCUUCCAGCUAGCAUUAAGGAGCCCACCCAGAACCAUGGUUUCAUGUCAUAGAAGACCUACAGCAAGAGGUUCUCACCUUUUCUGCUCUCAGGGCUCAUAUUACUGAGCCCCAACAGUCACAAAAUGGUGGCAAAUGGAGGAUCAGGUGGCAAAUGGCAUAAUCAGCUGGCAAUUACUGACAUCAUUUCCUACUAAUAUCUAAUCCAUUUUUGGACAUUCCUAAAUUCUUUGCUCCAGCAUUUUCCUAAUGGCAAGGGUUCCGUACCUAAGCUUUCCUCAAGUACAGACCUUUGCUCUGGAGCUAUUUGUGACAGCCUCUCUGAUCCAUUAAGAAGGCUUUUUCUUUUAUAUUUUUCUCUCCCCAUCCCCACAUACCUCUCAAUGUGUGUGUGUGGUUUUUUUAAAAAAAAUCUCCUGUAAUUUCUUCUCCCAUUCUCCUUUCACACUAGUACCAUAUCCCACAAUUUCCAGUUUCUGUCACCCAUUCUCCCUGGUCCUUUUACAGCCACUUCUCAUUCCCAGAACAGUUUCUCUCUCCUAUGCAUUCCCUUUUUAUUCCCGGUUUAUAUAACAAGGAUUGCCUUGUAUAUCCCUUUUAAAUUUUCUUCAACACCUCCUCUGACCCUUUCACCUUGGUGGAGGGAGACCUUCUCCCCGCACCUCCUUCUCUGACUCCUGGCCACCUUUACUCAGCAUGCAAGCAGUUGCUAAUGCUGGCACUGGGUCCAACUAAAAGGCUAUUGCUAGGAGGGAUGGAGCAGGCAAGUGAGGAGGCUGUUUACGAAUCACUGGCUUAGAGGAGAGAGAGUCCAGUGAGCUAGACAAGAGCUUUCCUGUCUCUCUCCAACAAGACCAGAGCAGCAACUGCAGACUUCGCCCAGCCACAACUAAAUCCAAUGCCACCUAGUGCCAAAACUGCCCAGAUGGCAUCUUACUGGAUUCUCUGUUCACCUAAUCUUGUUGGGUUGAAGGGCGCAGUUCACUGGCUGGGCCGAGCUGCCAUCUUCAGAGUGACAUGGCAGAACAUCAGCAGUUAGAUGGGAAGACCCUUUUGCUUAAAAAACAACAACAAACAAAAACAAAAACGUUUCAUGGGUAUGCAGACUUUGAUGCUGGGAAAGGCAGGGCCAGCCCCAAACUUUUCCCUGUCUGAGACAGAACAUAAGAUGGCGUCUCUACCAUUCUAUGUACUGAUGCUGACUAGAUUGGCAAUUGAACCUUACUUCAAUGCUGUCAAUGCGAUAGCAUCCUUCAGUGCACCUGAGGGCAGCAGGCUAGUUCAGGAGGUAUAUUGACAGGCCUGCGGCAAAUGUAGCUCUGAUCACCUACAGUGAACAAUGGCUGAGGGGCUCAGGGGUUCUACUGCCUCAGGCGAUGACUCCACCCUGCCUGAUAGUAUAGCCGGCCCAUCAGGAAGGUGUUUUCAGUAGUGCUCUGUGAAUAAAUGAAUCCUAGCCAGUACUUGGAAAGUUCAUUUUAAAAAGGAAUUAGUUGCACUGCACCCCUCCCAAAAGGAAUCAAGUACAGUUCAAGUUGAGAUUCCUGCAUUUCAGGGGGUUGGAAUAGAUGACCCUUGAGGUCCCUUGCAACUCCAUGAUGAUAUGAUUCUAUGAUCCCUUCAAUUCAUAUUUUGUUCACGUCAUCCUUGGCACCUCCCCCCAGCCUUCAGAGUUUUACAAGCUGCUCUGCUAAAAUGUAAAACAUACUCAAAAAGUCUAAGAAAGCACGCAAUGUGUAAUGUCAACAACUGCUUUACUUAUUACCCCCAACAACUGUGUUCUUUAAGCUUAAAUAGGAGCAUCACUUUUCAAAUAGGUGAAAAUGGUCAAUGCAUUGGCCACAAACAAACAGAGUUAGGGAUGAUGAACCCCUAUAAGAAUUGAAAUUUCAUCAAAUUAGAAAUUGCCCAGAGUUCCACAGCAAAAGGAACUUAAUUCGUGUUCACCGAGAAAUUAUAACAGCUUCUUUCAGAUGUAAUUCAGAUAUUUUUAAAAAUUCAGUGAAUUAGUUAUACUGAAUUAGUUCAUUCCUUCCAAGCACUGAUUCAAGCCUGCCUUCUGGCCCUGUCUAUUCCCACUUAAACAUCAUAAUAGGUGUUUUAAAAGACAAGAGUUCUCUGUGGCUUUUCAAACCUCCUCUUGCUGCAUGAGAGAAGGAGCUUUGAAGAAGGACAGCACAGGAUUACUUAGUGCCAGUUUUAACCUGCAUGCAGACAGCAAGCACAUACUUUAAUCAGGAUCCACGUUGGGUUACCAUCUGUACAAGCUGAUAUGCAGUAUGGCUUCUCUGUGGUGGUUGUUACGAUGUCACCAUGCCACCGCCCCAGAAAAGUGCCGCCAUGUGGCCCUGCCUCUUUGUGGAUCUUCCUCCUCUUUACCAGCUUGCCACCCUCUAAUGGAAGAGGAAUGACAGCAAGAAUUCUUACUUAACCAUUUGCUUAUUGUGCAGCCUUAAGCAUACUUGUUAAGAAGUCCCAUUGGACUUAAUUCAUGGGGGGGGGGGGGGAAAGGUUUAGGAUCAGGGAUAGCAAAUGCAUUUUGAGAUCUUUGUGGACUCUCCUGCUAUUUCCUCAACAUGCAUAAAUUCUAUGCUUCAAAUCAUUUGACAAAGUUUGGGGAAAUUCAAUCAAUAUUUUGAAUAUUCAGUAUUCAAAUAUAGAGAGAAUUUUGCUCUUCUGAUAUAUUUACUACUUUCAGGGCCUAAUCAGAUGUUAAUAGGGCACAUAGCUGCUGCCAGCUUACAUGACUCGCCCUGCCCUGCCAUAUGCAUGUCACCAGUAAUGUCAAAUAAACAUGUCAGAUCAACAUGUGAAAUGACAUCAUGCUGUCAAGCAUUUAUUUCCCCAUCCUCUGUAGCUGCCAGUUAAGUGGAGUGGGGAAAUAUUAAUCACAGUGACAUCAUCAAGGAGAUGAAGGGGGCAGAUAUUGGUCUGCCACAAUGCAUUCCCUGUAAUGUUUAGUUAAGCUCUUAUUAUCCCAGUCAAAAAGCAACUUCUUUUUAUUUCCAGGGGUGUGGCCACAGCAGCAUUUUAUCUCUCCCCCCCCCCCCAAGUUCAUCUCUGGUUCAUUUUUAUCUUGUAUUGCUUCAGUACAAAUUUCCCAUAUAGGGAUGGAAGGAUCUGUCAAUUUUGGUCCUCUCAGUUUCUCAUUUUUCUAAUUUUGAACUCAUUUGUCUGCUUUUUGCAGUAAUAAUUUUAAAAAUCCUCUUGAAAAUUCAAUAGUGUUUUAGUGCCAAUUUCUCCCAUCAAACACAUUUUUAUAUGCAGUUUUGAAUAAUGUACAUAUUUUUGUUGAACAAUUCCCCCCACUCCGAUAUAAUGCAUUUUUGUAUGUUUUUUUUCAAGAAUACCUCCAUUCUUAUCCCCAAUGUAUGUGUUCUUGGAAGCAUUUUUGGGGUGGAGAACUGCAUUGUAAAAUUCUGAUGUGUGAAUUUUGAAGGAUAGCGUAUGAAUUUGAUACGUUCAGCUUUAAAUGCAUACUGAAUCAAAUUUCUCCCUCCCUCCCUAUACUCCUGUACACAUGUGCCUCCUCCUCCUCCUGGAUUUGUGAGCCUAAGCUGUUGUUCCUUAUUAAUGGCAGACUGCACAAGAUUGCACUCCUGCAAUUUCAAGGAAGAAUUGGGAAGGAACCAGUUUGAGGAGCAGAUGGGUUGCUAAGUUGUCUGGCGGAAGUUGCAUGGAUGCAGUGGACACAAACUUUGCAGUACAGUGGUACCUUGGGUUACAUACACUUCAGGUUACAUAUGCUUCAGGUUACAGACUCCGCUAACCCAGAAAUAGUACCUCGGGUUAAGAACUUUGCUUCAGGAUGAGAACAGAAAUCGCAUGGUGGUGGCGCGGCAGCAGCAGGAGGCCCCAUUAGCUAAAGUGGUGCUUCAGGUUAAGAACAGUUUCAGGUUAAGAAUGGACCUCUGGAACAAAUUAAGUACGUAACCAGAGGUACCACUGUACUAGGAAACUAAAAAUACACCAGCAACUAGGUUCAGGAUAGGGGUGGGCCAAGGGCUAUGGAAAGGGAAGAAAUUGCAUGAGAAUUCUGGCCAGAUGAUAAGUCUUUGCUUCUGUAUUGAAACCCACAUGUUUUCACUUUUUUUUUUUUAAAAAAAAGGAAAAAGUGUGGAGUGCUAAACAAAUGCAGUUCAUGAAAUGUGAUCUGAAAAAUGCCGCUUCUGCAAGUUACUUUCUAUAGCAGAUCAUACAGACAAUAGUGGGUGCACCGUGAUCUUACUUUAGGGCAAGUGCAUGGGGAAAUGGCUGCCUAGCAAUGGGUGAGGUUAGGGUGGGGUGCACUGCCAACGUUCACUCCUACUGUUAACCUGUGACUGUCUUUUCUGAGAAGUUUCAUCAACAUCUCGUUUUUCACCUUGCAGUCUGUUCACACACAUCUUCCAUUCUCCAUCCACUUCAUACAACUUACGUGCCUUGGGUGGUCUCAUUCUAUAGCUCAAUUUUCCUUUGCUGUUUAUUGGUGUCCUUCUGUGUUGUCUUUUACCUUUUUGUGUGUGAGGCUUAGUGAUCCUUGCUUUAGAUUUGUGAUGGGAUGCGAAUGGGAAACCUAAGGUGCGCAGAAGGCACACUUAUAUUGUAAAAGCCUUGAUUCUGCUUUCUAACAGAGCCAUCUCCAAAUCUGAAGGGGCCCUUGGCAGAGGGCUUUCUGGUGCCCCUCCUCCUCUUACAGGGUGCCCCUGGCUUCAGGCUUACCUGCUGGUGGCAAUGGGCAGCUUCAAGCCCCCAUGAUAAAUUGCCUGCCAUGCCCCCGAUAUCAUGUUACUCUGGGGCAUUGUGGAGAAUUAAAAUGCUAGGCUUCUGCAUUGCCAGCCUAUGCAUUGGCACCCUAGGAGUAGUCUGAAAGUGCUGGCAUAGCCUGAUUAAAAUUGGCCAUGGUUGAGCAAUGGAGAGAUUCAAAGAUUAUUUAAGCCUCAUGUAUGAAAUCACCCUUAAGUUGUUUCUGCAAAACCACUUCCCCAAGAUGCAUUUGUUCCUCACUCCUGCCCUGAUUAGGGCUCCGACAAACAUUCACCUUGAAAUUAACACAGCCAGACAAAGGACUGCUAAGGAUACUUGUCUCACUGAGUAAUCAGAUUGUUUUGAUACUUUCUGCCCUCACAGUCCUCAGCCGCUGCCACUUUGUCUGAGGUGAUCAAUGGGUUCUCUUGUUUUCAAGCUUCCUUGACAUCAUUGCAUAAGAGUUGCACAUCUUCUUUGUGUAACCAUUGACAAAAUAAAAUGGUUUACCAUUGGAAUAAGCGGCAGUGUGGGGAAAAGAGGCUAAAGAAGACUGUGAGGGCAACAGAUGAAAAGGGAAAUGGCUCAGAGAAGUUCAGCAUUGAGACAAUAGCCCUCUUCGAAUAUUCCGUAUGUGAGUUAGCUAAACUCACGAUGGUGUGCAUAGGGCACUAAUUCCACACCGCUGAUGCUGUUCGCAUCACCUUCCAUGAGUUGUAAGCUGAAUCUACAAAGUGAGGGGCCUCCUGUACUCAUGGAGUCUUCCUGUGUGUGAAACAGAAUCAUAACAGAUCCAAAAAGCAGGCUCUUCAGUUCAUACGUUUACCACCACCACCAUCCGACUUGCAGAAGGCUAGGCAACAGGGGUGGGCUAAUAUGCUUGUACCCACAGCUCCCCCUUUUUGUGGUCACUUAACUCAAAUAUAAACCACUUGAAGAAGGCUAAAGUCAAUGUCAGAUAUGUUCACAUGUGUUGAAAACUGCAAAAAUAGGAGGCUUCUUUUUUCUCUUUCUCUUUCUUUUACUUUAUUUUGUUUUAUUUUUGACACUCACAAAACCAAACGUUUCAUCUCAGCUCUAAAAUCAAUGGCAUCAAAUGCACUACACUCUUUCUGUGGCUCCGAAGCAGAGAAUCCAUAGCAUGGCUCCACAUCACCCCAGUCACUUGAGCUAUCAUCAUUCUGGGGGUGGCUUUGCCUAGGCUCAGAGGUGUCAGGCCUCAUUCAUCUUGCACCUCCAACUUCCUUUUGGAGGUAUGAGGUGCCUGCCAAGAGAAAGUACAGAAAUAGUCUUAGUUUUGAGGCCCAGAAUGGAACAUUGAAGUAGAUGAUGGGGAUGUUAAGUGAGUUGUAAGAAGAUCAGCUGUCCCAGACAGUAGAGAUCUUUUACAUGUGGGAAAUCUGACCUGGCCAGAUGAUGGGGCAACCUUGCUACAUGUGGUUAAGAGGCUAUAAUAGGCUUUCUCCCUUGAACAAACCAUCCUUAAAAAUAAAUAAAAAGCCAGCAAGGAUGGUACCAAUCUUCCCCCUCAUUUCUAUCACAGCCUUCUAAGGUGGGUCCAGUGAUUGUGGGAAGGGUAACUGCCUUUAACAUGACUAUCAAUUACACACUUGUUUCCUUCCUCCCAAACAGUUCAUUGUCUCCGGAUGCCUCUCAAUUGGUGCUGAGAAGAGCCCUACAGAGUGUGCAGUGAGUUGAAGUCAGCCGUUCUUUUAACUGUAGUCUAACUCUGCUCACCUCAGAUGAACAGCUAAAGUUUGGCAGGUUUCUGGGAUCAACUGAGCAACAGUGUGUCGUGGUGUAGCGGUUAAGAGCAUUGGACUAGAACUGAGGAGACUCUGGUUCAAAUCCUUACUCAGCCAUGAAGCUCAGGAGGAGAAUUCACUAUUUCUCAGCCUCACUUACUUCAUAGGGUUGCUGUGAGGACAGGUUGUGGGAGGGGCAGGGGAGAGAACCAUAUGUGCUACUUGAGCUUCCUGGAGGAAAGAUGGAAUAUAAAUGCAAUGAAAAAAUAGUGGAGACUUUGUAACAAUAAUCUGAAGUGAAAGUAGAUUCUGAGGUUAAAGAAAGUCCCAUUCAAAGCCUGAUUUCAGCCCUGAUCAGAUUGCAUCAGGGAAGUGGAACUUGUUGCCCUCCAGAUACUGUUGAACUACAACUCCCAUCGUGCCUGGCUAUUAGCAAGGUUGGCUGGUGCUGAUGGGAUAUAGAGUCCAAAAGCAUAUUGGGGGCCAUAGGUUUGCUACACCCGGUUUUCAUGAAAUAUAUGUGGUCCUAUUGCAGGGGAAUUCUCCGCUUUAUAUAUAGGGUUUUUGCGCAGUAUUGAAAGGCUCAGUACAAUACAGAGGGACAUUUACCCAGGUUUGAGGGUAGAUGAUGCAGCUGCCUUGCUGAAGCUUGGUUUUAUAAUGGGGAGUAGGGCUAGCAAGAGCUAUGCAAUAUGUGCAAAGGAUACUGGGGUAGAUAUUUAUGAAAUGGCGGGACAGGGCAGGACAGGGGCUAUUUCUUGUGGCAUUAUUGCACUCCUUUUUGAGUUGCCAUAUAUUCCAUAUGGACUAGCCACAAAUUGGACAGAGUGAGAGGCUUGUACCACUUGGAGGAGGAGGGUGUGGAGGAUAAUCUGCCCUCCUGUGGCCCAGUAUUUAGUCAUCUUCCUUACAGCUUCUCCAUAUUAUGUUUCCUAUAAGAGCAAGAAGCACUGUUCUGCUUCCUGGCAUGUCCUUCCAAGGCCCUUUCAGUCUAUCCCUGUGAAUUAUUGUAAAUACAAAGCUUUAGGUAAGGAGUGGGAAAUUGGGAAUGGCCCUCCAGCUGCUGUUGGACUACAACUCCCAUUAUCCAUCACCACUGGCCAUGUUGGCUGGGUCUGAUGGGAACUGGAGUCCAGUAACAACUGGAGGGCUGCUGGUUCCCUUAUAUCUACUAGAUUAGGGCUGCUGUCCUAUAUCCACUUAUAUAAGAGUAAGUCCCACUCUUUACCUCCAAGUAAAUAUGCAUAGGAUUGCACUUUAAAUUCAAUGCCACAGGACUCACCCUCACUGAAUUCAGCUGAGCUUAUAUCUGAGUAAGCAUGCAGAGGAUGAUGGGGCUGCAUCUGAAGUUGUUCUUAGUCUUAUGGGAAGAACUUUGAAGAAUGCCUUUGUAGUGAGGUUUUGAAUCUCCGGGAACCCAGAUGAAGCUGCUGUGGAGAGGGUGAGAGUUUCAAGCAGAGGAAAGUUGAUAUAUUCUUCUUGGGUGAUCCAGAGCUGGAGGCAGACAAUAGCACACAACAGAGGCCUUGCUGCUGACGGCGUUCAUAUACCCCUAUUGUCUCUCUUCAGGGAUGCACAGAGGGUGAGGAGUGUUUCAGAAAACCUAUUUGAGCAGAGAUAACAGCGAGACAAAAAAGAGUGUACAUCACAGGCAGUGAUGUCUCUAUCAUGCUGCCUUCAGCUCCCUCCAAAGCUGCCAUUUGUGUCUUUCAGCCUAAGCAGCUUCCAUGGCUGCCAGAUCCACUCUCUGGGUGCUUCACAUCAUGAGUCUCACUUGACAUCAUGAGACUCACUUGACAUUGGAAUUGAGAGACUGGAGUUCCUAAGCAAAGACUAUAGAAGAGGAUGGCAGCUCCUGCACUUUGCUACCACUUUAAAUAGCAGAAUCCCUCCUCGCAAAUAGCCUGCAUUCAGUGUUUUAUGUUUUUCAGGUAAAAGGCUCCCAGGCCAUGAAUAUCAUCAGUGCCAUCUUUGCAUUACUUGGAAUAUUGACUUUUAUAGUAGACUUGAGCAAAAAUGGGCCAUUUCAUUACGAUGAUAAUCAUCACUAUUCUCUGGUUAUGGUAAGUUUCCCUACCUCAGCAACAACAUAACUUUUUGAGAUUAACGAGGGGAGGGGCGUCAGAGGGGUUAGUACAUGCAUAUUUUAAUAUAAAUGGACUGGCAUUUACAAUGUGCUUAAGGUGCCUCCAAAUGCUGUCAAGCAUACAGAGUCAGCAUGCCAGCUGCAUGGGGACUGUCAGGAUCCCAAAUGGUAGGUGAGGGUCAAGAUGUGGGUAGCACAGUCUCAAAGAGCAGCCAUUGCACAGCCCACACAUCCAUACUCUCAGGAACCACAUUAUUGUCGUGAUGCUUGCCCCACUUCUGUGUUGGCAUUACAAUGUGAAAUUCACUAUGGGAAAACUGCCCACAUGUUCCCUCACCCAGCUCUCUCUAACAUAAAUCUCAUUCCGCCGCUUUCCCCCUGCUAGCCUUUACCGCUGUUAGGUAGUGCAUCAGCACAAUGAACUAUGGUAAAUGCUAGCAACCAGGAUUUCAUCUGAGCUGGCCCUGCCAUUAGUCAAAGUGAGGCAGCUGCCUCAGGCAGCAGAUACUGAUGGGUUUGGAAUGGUGGUGAGCUGUUUGAGAUGUUUGUGCAACACAGCCUUCUCUUCACCCCUUGAAUUUGCUUGCUAGUCACAGGUGUGAUGAAAGGCAUUGUCCCAUUGCCAGUGUUGAAGUAAGAUUCGACUGCCAGGUGAGUGGGCUUGAGGGAUGUGGGAGGGCACCAUCUUGUCCUUCACCUCAGGCAGCAAAAUGUCUUGGUCUGGCCCUGAUCUUAAGUAGCAUUUGCUAACCAGCUUCAGAUCUUGAUUCCAGGUCCUGCUUAAGAGGGAACCUAAGGUGACUGACAUUGUGGUGCUAUUUAUUAGCCAUGAAUCUUGAAAGUCUCCAGCUGAGAGCUGAGACUGGAGCCAGACUGUGCAGGGAACAUCUCUCUCUCUCUCUCUCUCUCUCUCUCUCUCUCCCUCCCUCUCUCUCCCCAUCCUCCUUCCAUCUCACAUUCUCUCUCUGUCUCUCUCUGUCUGUCUCACUUACACACACACAGAGCCAAAAAGCUUUAAAGAGCCGGCAUGAAAGUACAGCGGUGGGUGUUUUCUCAAGCUAAAUCAUUCAGACCAAGGACACAGGCAACCUGAUAAUAAUCCUAUGCAUGUUUACCCAGAAGUAAGUCCUACUGUGUUCAGUAAGGGUUACUCCUAGGCAAGUAUGCAGAGGAUUACAGCCAGAGUCUCAUUUCCUAUUAGCUAGACACCCAUGCCACAGCCAGAUCAAAGCUGAUUUAUACCCUAACUUGAAUUCCUUCCUUUACAUUUUAUUACCUGCAAAAAAACAAGCCUUCACUGACAUUUGGUUGACAGCUUCAAAUAACUUCUUCCUGCAUUCACACAGAAUAGAGAGGGGGGAAAGGUACAAAUCUAGGCAGGUUCAUGGGAGAAGAUAAAUGGAUAAAGUUCAGUUUGGUGAUCAGCUUUGUAACAUUGUGUUUGUUUCCUUUUUGGAGAAGACAGGCAACAGGAUUGCCAUUGUAUUGCUGACCUUCACCAUUGUGGAAUUUUGCAUCGCAUCUGCCACUGCAUAUUUUUGGUGCCGGGCAACCCGUUCUGAUUCCAAUGAGGUAAGUGCAUAAUUCUCACCGGAACUGCAAUUGCAUCUGUGUUUGGGGACCAGAGUGUCAAGUGUCUUAGUUGCACUUCAAUCAGCUGCAUAGGUAAAUGCAUGCACAAGACGGUAGGGUGAGGAAGAUGACCCAAUUAGGUUGGGCAGAUAGUGGGGGAAUUGGUUCACGUUUUAAUGCAAAGCUCCUUAAUUUGCACUUUCUGAAAUAAUAUCCUUCAAAAUCCACAUCUCCAAAUUUUGUGAUGCAGUUCUCAAACCAAGUAAUGAGCACUAAAACUGCAUGCAUUAGGGGAAAGCAUGCUUACAAAUGCAUAUGUUCAUGAAAAUAAAAUUCAGAAAUGCAUUAUAUUACAGGGAAGUGUGCAUAAAGUGCAUUUAUUAGUGAAAAUCAACUCCAAAAAUGUGUUAUAUUAUGAAAUGCAUAUAUUAGGAAAACGUUGCACUAAAAUUAUGAGAAAUUUUAAUGAUUUCUUUUUAAAAAACAAAACAAAAACAAAAAGUGUCUACAAACUGAUGCAGAAAUGUGGAAAACUGAAUUUAAGAAUCAGAAAAAAUGAGAAACUGAUGAAAAUUGAAAUUAAUAGAUUCAUCUGUCCCUGGGGUACAUAUUUUAGCUGAUAGGAAUAUAGCUUUGGUUGGAUAGGGAUAAGAAAUGUGAUAAUACCAGCUAAUGAAAUCAAGUUUAAAUUUCUUCUGUUUUCUAGGCCAUAUUGAUUGAACCGAACACCAUCAGGACAGAUACUGAGGCCGCAUCUGUAGAAUCAUCAGUAACCCAUCCGCCAAAUUCCAAUGAUGUAAGUUACGAUUUAAAAGUAGAGACUGUGUAGAAGACUCAAGAGGAGGAAUCUGUAUGGAGAAAUCACACCAGCUGCACCUAUUUUGAGGUGUCAACGCUGGCCCUUUCCUGCAUGACAGAGUUCCGUCAAUUAUUGCCAGUAUUCCAGCUGCCAGGCCAGUGAGGCCAAAGGGACCAUCUCUCUUCUUUCUCCAGUACAGUCUCAGCUUUAGACUGUGGCUAAGAAGCAUGUGGCUUGAUAUGCUCUGCCUUGGACUAGGAGGUAACAUUUGGACUCCUCUUUUUUGCAUAGGCCGUUUAUGGAGCUCACCAUGAGUUUGGCACAUGGAUUAUUAACAUGUUAAAGUGUGUUUGAAGACCGUGUAGUAUUGGGGAUGGUCACAGGACAGCUGGAGACCCAGAGAAGAACGCGGAAGGGAAGCAUGUAGGAGCACGGGCAAGUCAUUAGUGAGUUUUUUCUGCCUCUGGCUGGCUCCAUUGGUGACCCUGGUGCAAAAUGUAAGAGAAAACAGUAUGUGGUGUUGAUUUGGAGGGCUCACUGCUCAGGGCUGCAGCUGGUUCUUAAAGACUCUCUACCUAAGUUGAGCCUCCUGAGAAGUAGCCAGCAUAUGGGACUGCCUUGGCCCCAAUCUCUACAUUGGUCCCCCUCUGCACCUCCAAAGCAUGGGUGCAUUGUAGAAAGCAGCUCAUGGGAAUCAAUUUGGAAAGCUGCUUGGUCAUAGGAAGUUUCAUCAACAAUGCUGAGUUUUAUUGAGUGCUGCAUACUACUGCAUUUAUUUCGGUUAAGUGUACAUACAUAUCCAUUAAGAUUAUCCAUAGAACAACUCCUGGGAAAUUUUCUCCUAGUUUGUUCCCUAAGGGGAUACUUCACACUCUCUUUGUAUAGCUUGCAGGUAUGAUGAGCUUAAAGCAGACACGGUAUACAUUCCGGAUUAUUGGCUCCUCCCCUAGCAUUAGUCAUUCUGGAGCUGGAAACUGCCAUCUGAUACCUGGAGGUAAGAUAUGAUGUCUGUUGUUAGCGGACAUCAGAAAACUUUUGGCAACAUUCCGCACAGAUCGAUUUCCAAGGUAGACCUCUAGCAUCUCCUCACACUCUUCAAGGUCAGCCAUGGCACUUGAGGCAGGCCCAGGAACAAGAGGCGCAAGUGGGACUAAUCUCUGCUCCUACAUUGGUAACUUGGAGGGGGGUGAGCCCUGUUGGUUUAAAAGAAAUUAACUUUUUGACCCAAGAGGAUCUGCAGCAAGUAGGGAGGCAUUUAGGUGGCAGCCCUGAACCUUGUUAGAUGUGCUUAGAGUCCCACUGAACUGACUGCAGCUUCAGUAUGCCUAAUGGAAUGAAGGACUGCAACACAGUCGAACAUGAAAUCCUCCUGCUUGGGCGCUAUUGAAAUGAAUGGGAGCUGCACAAGAAGAUGUGCAGUGCUCUUGAGCGGCAUCCAUUCAUUUCAAGAAGGCUUGAGAAAGAGAGAUUCCCUGUCAACCGUGCUCUUGGUUUCCAAGAGUGGUGGGCUGGGAGAUUGCUGGUUUUGUUCAGGGUGGGGCGGGUUAUUGACUGCAUACUGUGUAAGUAGCAAGUAGUGUUUUUUGAUAUUUUGUAUUGUUGUUAUAAGGAACUGGGAAUGGCUAGGUCGGAAUCCAUUCCGCUGGCUUCUGAGCAUCUUGGUUAAUGUUUCUUCAGAGCAUGUUUUCAUGGGGAAUUUCUACUGACUAUUUAAUGCCUGUCUGUGAAACAGGGAUACCUAAUAUUGAGUGGCCUCACCGAGGUCUGAAUCUUGUAGCUGUUUAUAUGGUCCUAGACAAUUUUAGGUUUUAGAGUCUGCAGCUGAUUCACUCUUUCUAGGUCUGAUCUUGCUUUUCAUGGGUAUGAUUUUUUAAAAUGAAAAUAAAUUAUGUACCUGAAACAACA